UUUGAAAAAAAAGAAAAAAGAAAAAAAACCAACUGCCGAAGUUGAAGUAGUGGAAGGAUUAAGCAACUGAAAAUUUUCACAUAAAUUAGGAAAAGAAGAAGAAGAAGAAGAAGAAGAAUAAGAAAUCAUCUUCCCACUCUCAGACGGCGUUGCCCCUUUCCUUAUCGGUAAUCGCCGGAAGCAUAAAACGCCCUUUCUUUAUACUUCUACAAUGCUUUUUCCCCAAUUGCAAAAGUCGCUACCAAAAAGCGCUUUUGAUUAAAGGAAACCCCAAAAGAGCUUCUUCCUAUUCUUCUUCUUCUUCUAAUGAAAGCUGAAGAAUCCAUUCUUUGUAGUUUUCUUUCUGCAUAGUUCUUUUGUUCAAAUUUCUCUUCUGGGUUUUCUUUUGUAAGCACGUUCUAGAAGAAAAGAAUUUUGUGGGUAUUAUUAUUUUUGGGAUUUUUGAUUGAAAAAAGAGAGAGACAAUUUGUUGGAUUAUGUAUUAUCGGCUAGCGAUGUCUUCUUGUGCGGAUUCUCUGAAGGUCCUGGAAGAAGAUGUUCGGCGCGCCAAUGCUUUGGCUGCUGCAAUUCCAAGAGCCAAACAUGGUUCCUAUCUUCAAAUGAAGCUGGUUUACAAUCAAUUGGCUCCUUUCUUUCUGUUUUUGUUGCAAUGGCUGGAUUGCUCAUGCACUUGUAUACUUCCCAGAUACCUAAAUUUCUUCCACAUACUUGUUUACAAGGUUUACACUGAUGGAAGACCUAACAUAUCAGCACAUGGAAGAAAGGCUACUGUCAAGGAUUUUUAUGCUGUCAUAUUGCCAUCCCUUCAACGGCUCCAAGCAAAUGUCGAGGAGUUCGACAACGCUAAAGAGAAGCAUGCCAAGUUCGAUAAUUCUAGCGAGAGAAGAAUCCAAGGAGAUGGAAAACUCUCCAACGGUGAUUUAGAAAGAGAAGAUGAGUGUGGGAUUUGCUUAGAACCUUCAACAAAAAUGGUGUUGCCAAACUGCUGCCAUUCAAUGUGCAUCAAAUGUUACCACAAUUGGAACAUGAGAUCAGAAUCGUGCCCAUUUUGCCGGGGAAGCUUGAAGAGGAUCAAAUCAGAGGAUUUGUGGGUGCUAACUUGCAAUGAAGAUGUGGUUGAUGCUGAAAAGGUUUCAAAGGAAGAUCUAUCACGGUUCUACCUAUAUAUAAGCAGUCUACCAAAGGAAUAUCCAGACGCUCUUUUCUUAGUUUAUUAUGAAUACUUGAUUUGAAUCAAAAUAAGCCAAUUUCUGUACAGAUACAUGAAAGCCGACCGUUAAAUGUAAACAGAGUUCGGUAAGAAAAAUUAUCUCGUUUUAUGAAAAUGAAAUGGUUCAUCCUCUUUACAUCAAA
Cucumis melo (muskmelon) is the source of this 1353-nucleotide messenger RNA. RefSeq names its product E3 ubiquitin-protein ligase AIRP2-like. Bases 477 to 1232 code for a protein of 251 amino acids. The record is from RefSeq and is a predicted model, not a curated record. The transcript is spliced from 5 exons. Gene Ontology annotation, biological process: protein ubiquitination. Gene Ontology annotation, molecular function: ubiquitin protein ligase activity. NCBI's taxonomy places the organism in Eukaryota, Viridiplantae, Streptophyta, Magnoliopsida, Cucurbitales, Cucurbitaceae.